Molecule: messenger RNA, 1959 nt
Organism: Cryptomeria japonica (Japanese cedar)
Lineage: Eukaryota; Viridiplantae; Streptophyta; Pinopsida; Cupressales; Cupressaceae
Product: probable protein phosphatase 2C 26
Exons: 11
Coding region: 114-1262 (382 amino acids)
Source: RefSeq, a predicted model, not a curated record
AUCUAAUUUCGAACAAAAUCCGACAUUCGCAUAUUCUUCUAAGCCAAAAUACAUAAGGAAAUUCCUGUCUACCUAUGUUUACAGAGCUUUUGCGUUCGAAGCAAUAAUUUGUAAUGGCCAUGAUGAUGACAAUGCCAAUGGCAAUGGGGAGCCUCAGGAAUCUAAAUUUACGUCAAUUGAUGCACUUUUCUCGGACGACUUCCUUCUUUUUCCCGUCCGUUUGUCCUUCUAUGGUUAAAAAAAGGACACAUUACGACAGAAAAAAAUGCAGUACAUUUCCUGUUGCUUCUGCUUCUGCUUCACAGGAGAAUUGUGCCAAUGAAAGGUUGGAGCUGUCAUUCGUUGUUGGCACUCAGCUCAUUCCACAUCCUGAUAAGGCUGAAAAAGGUGGAGAAGAUGCACUAUUUGUUAGCAACUAUGAUGGGGGUGUUCUUGCAGUUGCUGAUGGUGUUUCUGGUUGGGCUGAUGAAAAUGUAGAUCCAGCUGUCUUUCCUAAGGAGCUGAUGGCUAAUAUAUUGUAUAGCCUUGAUGAUGAGGUGAAUGGUGAUCCCCAAUUUCUACUGCAGAAGGCACAUGCAAAAACCUGUUCGACUGGUUCAGCUACAGUAAUUGUUGCAAUGUUGGAGAAACAUGGGACGCUUAAAAUUGCAAAUGUUGGAGAUUGUGGACUCCAUGUUUUUCGCAAAGGCCAGAUAAUAUUUUCUACAUCUCCACAAGAACAUUACUUCGAUUGCCCUUUCCAAUUGAGUUCUGAGAUUGCUGGCCAAACAUACAAAGAUGCAAUGGUGUACAGCACAGAUAUAAUGGAGGGCGACAUUGUUAUCCUGGGAUCAGAUGGACUUUUCGACAAUGUUUUUGACCAUGAAAUAGAAAGUGUGAUUAGUAGGUAUGGAGGUUCUGAGCCAGAAUUUGUUAAAAAGGCAGCACAUGCAUUAGCAGAUCUUGCAAGCACACAUGCGAGGGAUAGAACAUUUGAGUCGCCUUACUGUUUGGAGGCCAGAAUCCAGGGACAUGACAUUCCGAUGUGGAAGAAGCUACUUGGGAUGAAAUUUACAGGAGGGAAGCUGGAUGAUAUUACUGUAAUAGUGGGGAUGGUGGUUAAUGCACCAGUGUUAUCAGAACCAAAUAGCCAUCUUGAUGUAGUCAAAGAAAUUCCAAAUACAUUUUCUGAGGUUGGUGAAGCAGAAUCUUCAUUACAUGACAAGAGCCCAAUGAAGGAAGGCCAACCAAAUAUUGGAAAAUCAAUAACAAAUAUCAGUUAACAGUCAGUCCUAUGGCAGCAAUAUUCAUAAAGAAACAAAGCAUGAUUUAUAAUAGCAUUUAUUGUCAUCCAAAUGUAAGUUUCUUGCAGAAAUUUGGGAAAAAGGAACUUUAGCGUUCUAGGCCUUGUAAGAUGCUCAGAAAUAGCAAAUGAGUGGUUUUCAUCUUAGUAUCCAUACUCGUGAACUACCAGGGUAUGAAAUCAUAGCCAAUGGUGGUUUUAGUUCAAAGAAGCAACUGUCUAGAUGGCACCAUGCAAGGAGGAUGAUGACACUGCAACUUAUUUGAGUGAUUUGACUGUAAAAUGUUCAAGGAAACGACAAUCGAUCCAUUAUCUUUGCAAAUGGUAAAUUCAUGAAGAUCUUGAUUCUUUCUUCUGACAUCUCAUCCGCUUUCUUAUUAGGCAGAUAGGAAACGUUGCCAAUCCAUCUGAGGAGCUCCAGAUCCAGUUAAUCUCUAAGAAAAUUAUGCUUAAUCAUCUCUUGUUUGCAAGCAAUAGAACUUGCAUACAGAAGUACAUAGCCUGUAAGUCUUGAUUAUCCAUUUGAGGGUGUUGAGAACAUGGAGAACUGCUCUCUCGAGCAUCCAAUUUUUCAUUGUGCCGUCGCACAUCAAUUGAUUUCCAACAUUAUUUGUAGCAUGACAAUGACUAGCAUGACAAAAUAGAACAGAGCUUCCAUGUUGUGGCUCUUUAGCUCA